AUGAGGAGACUGGCAAGGAGAUCCCACCGGAGAAAAGCGAGCGCCAGCCAGACUUCCAUUUCGGCAAUGACUAUGACCCCACGUAUCGGAGCCCCAGGCUUAUGGGUAGAAUUUUUAGCAAAACAGUGGAAGUCGAAGGACACCAGAGAGCUGUGUUGUAUUUGUCCUGCUGGUCUGAGAGGGAUAAAGGCUAUUGAGGACGUUCUGAGAAUUUCCGAAGACAUUGAUGAGCAAGAAGAAGUGGAAAUGGAUAGAUAUUUGACUCUUGACGGUUGGAUGAAUUACAAAGAGGCUGCCGAGGAACAGCUCUCAAAGUACAAAGGUGGUCUCAGGGCUAUUAUGGAAAAUUACGGUAUAAAAACAGAAGGGGAAAUAUUCUCUGGAUGUAUAUGUGAGAUGCGAAAUCGUAUCUCAGAUCGUGAUCAGGACGAUAUGUCGUUUUACAACACAAAUGAAGUGAUCGAGAAAAAAGUGACAAACUUCUUCAAGGAGUUCCGAAUAGAGUUCUUCCAGGUAGGUUCGUCUCUUUUCCUAGCUUAUUGA
Messenger RNA from Ostertagia ostertagi, 543 nucleotides. The record is from the annotation of a GenBank genome assembly. NCBI's taxonomy places the organism in Eukaryota, Metazoa, Nematoda, Chromadorea, Rhabditida, Trichostrongylidae.